UUUCUCCCUUUCUUUCUCCCCUCACCGUCAUUGUUAGGCAGCUCACAGCUGGGGAAAAAGGAAAAACAAUGGCGCUGCGACUGUUUCAUCCUCUUCGCCAUUCAUUCCUCACUCAAGCUCGUUCGAUUCAGUCCAUCCGCCGCCACAGAUUCUCACUUCUAAGUUCCAUUUCAGUGCCCAACGAUUCCCACAAGCUAAUAAUGGAAGUAAAGGAGAAACUUGAAAAAGAUCAUCAUGAUCUUCCUCUUGGCAAAAAUGGCAGAGAUGAUGACAACAUGAUCCUCUGGUUUCUAAAAGAUCGGAGAUUUUCUGUUGAAGAUGCUGCAGCAAAACUAGCUAAGGCCAUUAAAUGGCGUCGAGAAUUUGGUGUUUCUGCAUUAUCUGAGGAGUCAGUGAAGAGUUUAGCUGAAACUGGAAAAGCAUAUGUGCAUGAAUUUCAUGAUGUGCAUGAUAGACCAGUGCUCAUAGUGGUAGCCUCCAGGCAUUUUAGUGGAGAUCCUGUUGAAAAUCAGAAGCUUUGUGUGUUUUUAAUUGAGAAGGCUUUGAGCAAACUCCCAGUUGGGAAAGAAGAAAUACUUGGAAUAUUUGACCUUCGAGGAUUUGGCCCUGAGAAUGCAGAUCUGCAGUUCAUAACAUUUUUGUUUGAAGCAUUAUACAAUUACUACCCGAAGCGGUUGGGCCAAGUCCUCUUUGUGGAAGCUCCCUUUGUGUUUCAGCCUAUUUGGCAGCUAGCAAAGCCCUUGUUAAAGUCAUAUGCUUCUCUGGUGAGAUUUUGCUCUUUGGAGACUCUGAGGAAGGAAUAUUUUACAGAAGCAACCCUGCCAGCCAGGUUCAGAGAUUGACAAUAUUAUCACUAACUGAACAUUCAUGGCCUGGGGCAUGGAAGUAUUUGAUAUCAACCAUUGGCUGAAAUGGUUGAUAAUUGGAAAACAGGUGCACACUGUCAUACAUUUCCAGGCCUUGUCCAGGCAAUUUUUCUCAGAGAAUGAAGCAAUUGUGACCUAUAUCAAGGUUCACCAGUAUCAAAAUUGGGACAAAUUUGGUGGCGGCAGAUUUUCAUGGGUUCCAAGUUUUUCCAGGAGCCUAACCUUCCAAGAAAGGUGUUUGGAACUUAUUAGCCAUGCAAAAAUGCAUGAAAAUAAACCACCCCCCACAAAACUAGGGAGAAGUAAUUUCAUUUUUCACCUUUCAUGAAAAAUUGAUCUGUACCAGAUUAAGUUUGAUUCAAUAACUCAACAUGUAACUGCAAGUUGCAUGCAAAUGAGUUGCUGCCGAAUGCAGAAUGCAGAAUGUAGAAUGUUUGAGGUUUGUCUUGUGGAAUGGGCUUGGGUGGUGCAGUCAUGAGCAAGGACAUUUUGGUUUUAUCAUAGUUUUCACUAUAUAAAAUAAAAUAGUUCUUGACCGAA
Molecule: messenger RNA, 1406 nt
Organism: Malania oleifera
Lineage: Eukaryota; Viridiplantae; Streptophyta; Magnoliopsida; Santalales; Ximeniaceae
Product: CRAL-TRIO domain-containing protein C3H8.02
Exons: 6
Coding region: 69-842 (257 amino acids)
Source: RefSeq, a predicted model, not a curated record